AAGGGGGAUGUGACCGCGCCGCGGGAGCGCGCCGUGGAAUCGCCGUGGGUUUUGCGCACACGGAGACUGGGCUUACGCUGAUCUCCCUCGGGCACAUCGGAUCACAGUGGACUGGUUUCGCCUCCGUGUGGGUGAAUCCCAGUGAGAUCCAACAUGGUGGGCGUGCGGGCGCAGCUGUGUAAAUAGGGCAUUAUAAGAGAACGUCUUUUUCCUCUUUGUCCCGCUGAACUUCUCCUUCAUGUAGGAAAAGGGCAGGUUAUCGUGCAGUUGAUAACUUUACCGAGAGGAUUCUGGUUAAGGAGAGAGCGAUUGUCCCUAAACUUUGUAAGUGCACGAAGCCCCGGUGUUAGGAGAUGCGCACGGCUGAAGGCAUGGCGGCAGCUUUGCCCAGGACCCUUGGGGAGCUGCAGCUCUACCGUAUUCUGCAGCGGGCCAACCUGCUAUGCUACUAUGAGGCCUUCAUCCAGCAGGGCGGCGACGACGUGCAGCAGCUGUGUGAGGCUGGCGAAGAUGAAUUCCUGGAGAUCAUGGCACUGGUGGGCAUGGCCAGCAAGCCGCUGCAUGUGCGGCGCCUACAGAAGGCACUGCGAGACUGGGUCACUAACCCGGCGCUGUUCAGCCAGCCGCGGGCCACCCCCGUCUGCAGUGUUCCUGUCUAUAAGCCAGUGGAGCGGGCUGGGUCCGACUCAGACAUGGCCCUUGACGCCGAGCCUGCCCCCGCAUCACCACGAUCCUGGGCUGAGCCUGGCCUGUCCCCGGCUGAUCCUGCCGUUCCUGGCUCUCCGCUGGAGGUGCUGGACACCGCUGCUGUGCGCUCUGUCACAGAGUGCGUGACACGCCUGGCACAAACUCUGCCUAAGGUGGAGCUGGCCGAGGUGCGGGACCUCCUUAAGGGCAACAAGAAGCUGGCCAAGAUGGUAGGGCACAUCUUCGACAUGGUCGAUGAGGACCCACGCCGGGAGGAGGAGGUACGCAAGUACAGUGCCAUCUAUGGGCGUUUCGACUCCAAGCGGAGAGACGGCAAGCAGCUGACGCUGCACGAGCUGACGGUGAACGAGGCAGCCGCCCAGCUGUGCAUGCGGAACCUGGCUCUCCUAACACGCCGGGACGAGCUGUUCAGUCUGGCCCGCCAGGUGUCCCGCGAGGUCACCUACAAAUACACCUACCAGAGCAGCAGACUUCAUUGUGGUAACAGGGAAGAUCCUUCACCAAAGAGGAUAAAAACAGAGGAGGGCGUGUUUGACCUCCACGAGGCCAUGCAGCAGAUAUGCACACGGCAGGAGAUGCUGAAAGAGCGACUGACCCCCGUUACACCCACAGGAGGUGAGGCAGCAAUGCAGAGCAUUCUGACCAACAGGGCAGCGACAGCAGGCUGCUUGCCCACGUCUCUGACCCAGAUGCAGUUGGAGCGGCUGCUGGCCAAGCAGAUGGAGGUCCUGCAGGACGCUGCGGCCCGCGAGAGACUCCACACACUCAACUGGAUGCUUCCUCCACGGGGCCCCAAGCCGCUCCCCCAGCGCCUCAAUGGGAUCUCUCCGGACAAGGCCGAGCAGCAAGCAGAACAGCCACCCAACCCAAGGGUGUCCGGGCUGCGGUGGAGUAUCACCGAGGGUGAGUUGCCCUUGGGGCGGCAGCUGGCCAGCGAGCUGAAGAGAAGGCACUCCCUCAGCAUGGGAAGGGCCCCGCCCACAACCUCAGGUGAGCCACACCCACACCAUGCCGCCAUACCUCUCCCCAUGCCAGAAGAGGUUCUGACCCUAUAUCUCUCUCUUCCUCCCCCAGAGCAGAGGAUAAGGACAGACUCCGUGCAGGGCGUCCUUAACCUCUCUGAAGUCAAAAAGACCAUCAAGGUGGAGCCUGACUCCAGAUAGCUGCCCAGAUCACUGCCAGUCUGUUCAAACACUGACCCGCAGAGCCUUAACAACCAAUGUUGCCUCAGAAACUUUUUUUUUAACUUUCUUUAUACCAAAGUGCUUUUAAUGUACAUCAGUGGAGAAAGGGGGUCACAGUGGGGUCCAGGACAGGGUAUCCUCGUAGCUGACUGUACAGGUCCUGUUCUUACUGGUGCUCUGUUCAAACAGAGUAACUCUCAUUUUGUAUAUAUGUUGUUCCUUGGAACUGUGUUGUCGCCGUUAUUUAAAUGUGCUGUGUAUUAUAUUUCCUCAGAAGUGAGAAGAACAUUAAGGGGUUCUACUGAAUAUGCACCCGCAAGCAGCUGUGUAACAGAGAGGACUCAAGGCCAGGAUGCGUUUUUAUUCUGGAAAGGUUUACACUGCGCACUCAGCUGCUGGCUCACAGAUUUGUAACUGAAAGACAAAUCUGCUGCUUGCAGGUGCACUUAGCUCUCCGCUAUCACAGAUGAAGUCUUAUCACGUUCCAGUGUCUGUGCCGUGGCCAACAAAGCCCAUAUAUUUAUGAAAUAGUUUAAGAGGAGAUAGUGUAUAUAGCCAAAAGUAGAUGACAUAGUUACUUGAUUCAGAAAGCGGGGUUUAAUACCUCUUUUCUUCAUGAACCACUUUCCAGUACGUUUAUUAGUAGAUCAAUACUAAUUAAGUGUAUUUAGAGAAACCCAGUGAAAGUGUCUUGUUGUCCCACCACCAGAAUUGUUCAGCAUAUGAAACUUGUGUUGACUAGCGUAGCUGUAGUCCUACUUCUGAAUGAUGUGCAGAGUUUAGCUGUAACCAACGUAGAUAUGUUUUUCCCCUCUCAAUUUGGUGUUCUGUGCUGUUAGAUUUAGCAUUAAAGUCCUAGUUCCUUGUGUUUAUGCCAAAUAGACUCUCCAUGUCAGCACCUAUCCCCUCUUCCGACUCAUUGAUCAACAUACGUUCAUUAACAGUUAUUUACCAGCUGUCAUUUUAGCAACUCUGGGUAACGUUCGGUCAUGCCACACAUGUUCUAUCACCAGAAUUCAAGCUCUGUGUGUUGCUGUUCUUUCAGACAUUUUCCAUUUAAAUACCUCUUAUUUUUUUUAACACUGACCAGCUCUGUCCUAAAUCACAUUCGAUAGUCUGGGGGGAAAUGUGUGUGCUGGUUUUUGUAUUGUUUGUGAAGAGGACAGACUUCUUGGAUUUCGCAAAAGCAGGAAUCCUAUUUGUGAUUCCUAACAUGUUUGUGUGUGUGUGUGUGGAUUAGGUUUAUAUUACUUUGUGGGGACCAAAUGUAAAUGGAGGUGCGUGUGAACAGAAUAUUACGGGUUUUCAAAACCUGAAGAUCGCAAAUGGACUUUUAACAAUGAGUAGCUAAUACAGUUAAAUCUGCAAAAGUCUUAAGCAAUCAAAGAAAAUGAUGCUUAAAGCUUAUCUGGGCCGUUAAGGAAUUUUUGUUCAAAAAUGAAACACUAUUUAAUAUUAGAAUACAUAUUGAUAAAUAAAUAUUGAUACAAUAAAAAGUAACUGGAACUUGUAUUGAUUUCCAGAAAAGUUCUUGUAUGGUUAGAAGAAUUUACUUUUGGUUCCCAAAACUCUCCUAAAGGGAACCCCAGCUUGUCAUUCUAAGCAUGUGUUAAAUUUCACCACCAGCUCGCUUAAUUAACACAGUCAAUUAACAUCAUAAGAUAUUGAUUAGCCAAAACAUGUGGUGGGUCAGUAAUUAUAUACAGGGGUGAUUUGAGGAGAGGUUUUGAAAUGGCUAAGCCAAUCUACUUGACAAACACAAUUAUCUUUGGCCUAAGGCUUUUGCACAGUACAGCAUGACGUGAAUCUCAGAUUCAAAAGUAUGAUACAAAAAAGACGAAUGACAGGAGGUUAUUAAUUCAGAUAGAUUUGUCCAUAUUUGUCAUUUGUAAUGUAUUAAUUGUCUGUUUUACACUACAGUUUUAAUGCCCUAUGUCGCUCCAUUCUGCAUCCUAUCACUGUAUUUGGUGAAAAACACUCAAGUCCGUUAAGCUGAAAUUAUUUUGUAAACACUAAUAUAUUUAAUUUGUUAUACAGCACAUAAACAUUAAACUCUAUUUUUUGAAAUCUUA
Messenger RNA from Brienomyrus brachyistius, 3964 nucleotides. RefSeq names its product NGFI-A-binding protein 1-like. The record is from RefSeq and is a predicted model, not a curated record. The transcript is spliced from 7 exons. Gene Ontology annotation, cellular component: nucleus. The coding region runs from base 354 to 1871 and encodes 505 amino acids. NCBI's taxonomy places the organism in Eukaryota, Metazoa, Chordata, Actinopteri, Osteoglossiformes, Mormyridae. Gene Ontology annotation, biological process: negative regulation of DNA-templated transcription. Gene Ontology annotation, molecular function: transcription factor binding; transcription coregulator activity.